Molecule: messenger RNA, 453 nt
Organism: Rhinolophus ferrumequinum (greater horseshoe bat)
Lineage: Eukaryota; Metazoa; Chordata; Mammalia; Chiroptera; Rhinolophidae
Product: keratin-associated protein 13-1-like
Exons: 1
Coding region: 1-453 (150 amino acids)
Source: RefSeq, a predicted model, not a curated record
AUGUCCUAUGACUGCUAUUCUGGAAAGUUCUCCUCCCGCUCCCUUGGAGGCUACCUGUGCUGCCAAGACUCCUUCUGUGGCUCUUCCUACCCCAGCAACCUGGUCUAUAGCACUGACCGCUGCUCCCCCAGCACCUGCCAGCUGGGCUCUUCUCUCUACAGUGGCUGUCGGGACAACUGCUGUGGGCCCACCAGCUGCCAGACGUCCUGUGUGGUGUCCAGACCCUGCCAGACGUCCUGCUAUAGCCCAAGGACCUCCACGCUCUGCAGUCCCUGCUGGUCAACUUACACAGGGUCUCUGGGCUAUGGGUCCAGCAGCAGCUGCUCCCUGGGCUAUGGAUCCAGGAUCUUUUAUUCCCUGGGCUGUGGUUCCAGUCGCUACAGACCCCUGGGUUAUGGAGUCUGUGGGUUCCCUUCCUUUGGCUAUGGAUCUGGAUUCUGCUACCCAUACUAA